Molecule: messenger RNA, 4732 nt
Organism: Medicago truncatula (barrel medic)
Lineage: Eukaryota; Viridiplantae; Streptophyta; Magnoliopsida; Fabales; Fabaceae
Exons: 10
Coding region: 262-4404 (1380 amino acids)
Biological process (GO): protein phosphorylation; signal transduction
Cellular component (GO): cytoplasm
Molecular function (GO): protein binding; ATP binding; protein kinase activity
Source: RefSeq, a predicted model, not a curated record
UAUUGGUUAUUGCGAGAGAAAUAUCGGCACUGUAAAUGGAAGGAAAGAAAUAAUCCUUCAUCACUGAUAAUACUAAAAUCAAUCCCUAUUUUUAGCAUCACAUUCAUAAAUCAAUUGUUUUCCAUCACCAUCAUUCUUCGUUUUCAAUUAUUGAUUCAUUUUAAUUACACUUUUCACAUUUAAUUCUCAUCAUAAUUUCGCAUUGCUUCGUUUCAUUGUGAUCUCAAAUAUCUGAUUCUCGAUCAACAGUUUUAUGCAUCCAUGGCGUUUGAUCAAAAUUCCGUUCCAAAAGAUCUACGCGUAUUGAACGUUGCUCCGAUAAUGAUGGAGGAGCCACUCAUUUCUCCGGCAAGCGUCACCUCGCCGCCGACUCCAGAUUCAGUUUCCGAUUAUUUCUAUCAACCGUCGGUCUCGUCCCCCGCAACGUCAGGAACCUGGUGCGUUCGUCCCAUUGGAUUAAACUAUGGCUCUAGUUUUGGGAACCGUGUUGUUGCUGGGAAUGUAUUGAAUUUAGGAAAUUGGGUAGGGGGUGCAAAUAGUAAUAAUCACAAUAAUAAUAAUAAUAAUAAUAAUAAUAAUAAUAAUAAUAAUAAUAGUUUGCAUAAGGUUGUUAAUGAUGGUGUAACUGUGAAUGUAAAUGGUUAUACUUAUGGUGGUAAUGGUGGAACUAGGUCUGUUGACGAGACCAGCGAUGAUUCAAAUUCGGGUAGGAAAGUUAAGUUUUUGUGUAGUUUUGGUGGGAAGAUUUUGCCUAGGCCUAGUGAUGGCGUGUUGAGAUAUGUUGGUGGACAAACAAGGAUAAUUAGUGUUAAGAAAAAUGUGAGUUUUAAUGAUUUGGUGCAGAAAAUGGUUGAUACUUACGGACAACCUGUAGCUAUUAAGUAUCAGUUACCUGAGGAGGAUCUCGAUGCUUUGGUUUCGAUUGCUUGUCCCGAUGAUGUUGAGAAUAUGAUGGAGGAGUAUGGGAAAUUGGUCGAGAGAUCUCCUGAUGGUUCUGCUAAAUUGAGGGUUUUUUUGUUUCCGUUUUCGGAGGUUGAUGUUACCGGUGGAGAGCAGCUUGGGGAUUUGCAGGAUACGGGGCAGAAGUAUUUUGAUGCUGUGAAUGGUCUUGUUGAUGGGAAUGGGGUGGUUUGUGGUGGGUUCAAGAGUAAGGAGAGUGUUACUAGUGCGGCUUCAACACAAAAUUCUGAUUUGAGUGGGAUAGAUUCUAUUGAUAGCCCAGUUGUCGGUCAAGGGGAUUCAACGCCUUAUGUUUUAUCGCCUAGAGAGAAUGUGGCGGGUUCUCCGGACACAAGUGCAGGUUUUUUGGUUUCUGAGUCUUGUACACCAGUUUACUCAGGUGCUUCGCCUGUUUCAUUUGGCAUGUCUGUGGCUAAGACUGGUCCAAAUCACAAUCCAUAUAUUCAUAAUGAGGUUGAAUUAGAAAAGUCUGUGCCUGUUGCUUUAUCGCAGCAGCCAUAUGAGUUGCACCAAUCUAGAAUGGAAAUCCCACCUCCCUCACCUUAUCUGAACCACACAGAAUCUAGAAUGGAAAUCCCACCUCCCUCACCUUAUCCGAACCACACAGAAUCUAGAAUGGAAAUCCCACCUCCCUCACCUUAUCUGAACCACGCAGAGUAUGUUCAGCUGCCUCCCCAGAUGGGGUUCCCAAAUCAUCAGCUUUUAGGAAAGACGGGGCCUGUUUUCACCCAACAACAGUUUCAUAAUAAUGCUUCCGGUUUAGCUUUCCAUCAGGCCAUCCCCGGAGCACAAAUGACAAUGACUCAACCUUCUUCUCGUCUUGGUAUAAGAUCAAACGUCAUCCAGCCACAACCAUUUAUGCAACCGCAGCACAAUCAUCUGAACCAAUAUAGUGACGAAAAUACAUCAGGCAUAAGGAUUGUCCAGCUUCCUGCGGAACACAACUACAAUACAUAUCAGGUUCCAGUGAAUCAAGUUCCAUCUAUCAUAGUUGGGGGUAAUUGCAGCUGGGUUCAGGUUCCUCCACAAGAGCAUGUUGUUUUCUCUGAUGGGUUAUUACCUCAACAGCAAGUUAUUACCCCAGAGCAAAUCCACAGAGCUGAGGGCUGUUCUAUGUGUCAGAAAAAGCUGCCUCAUGCCCAUUCAGAUCCAGUGGUUCAGGAUCAACACGAUGGCAGUUCGAGUCCAGUUAAUGAUUCAAGCCCAAGCUACAAUAGUUUUCCGAUGGAGGACAACAUAAAAGCGCAAGCAACAAUGAGGGUUGAGCCUAUGGUGGCAUCACCCUUAAAGGAAGGCGUUGUUGAACAAGGUUUUAGCGCAAGACCAGGUGCCAUUAGCAAAUUGGAAGCUCAUAAUGGAGUAAGACCUUCUACUGAUAAUACUGGGAUUUCUAAUAAUUUUGAGCCUCAACAUGAAGGUGGUAGGAUUUUUAUACAAAAUCCAAAAGAAUUUGAUCAUAGCAUGAAUUCAUGUAUCCAAGAAACGAUUGGUAGGAUAGGUGAAAAACAUUCUUCUGGGGAUGGGCUUGGGGCCAUGGGAACAACACCACCAUCAUAUCCAGGUGAUGUUGGCCACCAGCAUAAGGCACCGGGUGAAACCUGGGUUAAACAAGAUGAGCUUGUGAAUAAAGAUGUCAAUAAUGAUAUACCUAUAGUUGAUGGAACGGCUAUACAUACUUCGGAGUGCAUUGCUCAAGUAUCUCCCAAAGAAUACACUAAUGAGCUUACUGGUGUUGUUUCUAAAUCAGAUGCAGUAGAUAGUUGGAUUAGACAGGGAUAUCUUAGAUCUGUUGAUGGAGGGAAUGACACACUCAAGAUUCACAUGGCAGAAGGUUAUGUAAGUAAUGAUCAAUGCAUGCUUCCAAUUGAUAAACCUUUAGAAGACAACACUCAGAUUGCUGCAGAGGAAGAGGUGAUUCUGGAUAACAACUUUGGCACAUCAAAAUUGAUAGUUGACGCAAAUAAAAUUAAGAUGAUAGGUGUGCAGCCAUGUUCUUCUAAGGAAAUUUCAUCCAGGCACAGUUCCAGGACAGGGGAAUACAUUGAUGUUGCACAACCACCUGUGUUGGACAUUACUCAAUCAAAGAUCGUAAACCAUCACAAGGAUGAUUCAACAUCAUCUACAUCAUCACCAUCUUAUAUGUUUGGGGAUAUGCAGGAUUCUCCAAACUCAGUUUUUGGCUAUCAGGAUCUUUGGAAUAUACAACAAGGAACCUACAAGAAAUCAAAUUUAGAUGCACAAUUGGAUGGCAACCUCUACGAGUCAUUCAAACAGAAUUUAAAUUUUGAAAAUGGUUGGUGUGACAAAGGCUCAAACGAAGACCAACAACUUAAAGUUGUUGCUGAAGAUGUAGCAGCUUCUGUUCUGCACCCAUGUGCUCCUUCAAAUCCUAGCUUGCAAGCCGGAGAUGUUUCCCGUCAUGAAAACAUCGAGGAAGGUGAUGUUCAAAAUAAUCUAAUAGAUGCGAAAUGUAGAGAUAUAACUCAGGAUGUCAAGAGCAACCCACCAGAAAAGGGUAACUUUGGCUUUCCGACAUCUGGUGUCGGACGUCUGCAGAUUAUAAAGAACUGUGACCUUGAAGAGCUGACAGAAUUGGGUUCUGGUACCUUUGGAACUGUUUAUCAUGGAAAAUGGAGGGGAACUGAUGUUGCAAUCAAGCGAAUAACUGAUAGAUGUUUUGCUGGAAAGCCUUCAGAGCAAGAGCGCAUGAGAGAUGACUUCUGGAAUGAGGCAAUCAAGCUUGCUGACUUGCACCAUCCAAAUGUGGUUGCUUUCUACGGUGUUGUACUUGAUGGCCCAGGAGAUUCUGUGGCAACAGUAACUGAGUAUAUGACUAAUGGUUCUCUCCGGACUGCAUUGCAAAAGAGUGAGAGGAAUCUAGACAAGCGCAGACGUCUUUUGAUUGCAAUGGAUGUGGCAUUUGGAAUGGAAUACCUGCAUGGAAAAAACAUAGUACACUUUGACUUGAAAAGCGACAACUUGCUUGUGAAUCUCCGAGAUCCACACCGCCCAAUAUGCAAGGUUGGUGACUUGGGUCUAUCCAAAGUAAAAUGUCAGACACUGAUCUCUGGAGGUGUGAGAGGAACUCUACCAUGGAUGGCUCCGGAAUUGCUGAAUGGAAGCAGUAGCCUUGUAUCAGAGAAGGUUGAUGUCUUUUCAUUUGGUAUUGUGAUGUGGGAACUCUUAACUGGACAAGAGCCAUACGCUGAUUUGCACUAUGGUGCUAUUAUAGGUGGUAUUGUGAGCAACACUUUGCGCCCUCCAAUUCCUCAAUCUUGUGAUCCAGAAUGGAGUUUGCUGAUGGAGAGAUGUUGGUCCUCAGAGCCGUCAGAGAGACCCACCUUCACGGACAUUGCUGAUGAAUUGCGUUCUAUGUCAAUGUCAACUAAACGCCAAAAUCAACAGCUACAACCCUCUUCUUUGCACGCACAACUCAACAAAUGAUUUUUAUUAUGUUCGUUUUAGAUUGUUAUAGAAGCAAAACAGGAGGAUUUGCUUUUUAAUGAAGGAAGUUCUUGCUUUCCAAUUCAUUUUUCCACAACUGUACAGCAUGAUGCUUUAACAUCAGAUUUCUCUCUGGUGUUUAUCAUCCAUUUGACUCACCAAUGCAUUUUGCAGUACGUAUCAUUGAGAGGGGAAGGUUAGGUUGUAUAUUCAUAUUAUUGGUAACCUAUGAACAGAACAUUUUGUUCAUAUUUUGAUAGUAACUUGUUUUAUUGGAUAUUCUAAAAUGUUUAACCAUUUUCACGCAUAUGCAUUGUUAAUUAAUUAA